Messenger RNA from Fibroporia radiculosa, 2223 nucleotides. RefSeq lists its product as uncharacterized. The record is from RefSeq and is a predicted model, not a curated record. Gene Ontology annotation, molecular function: lipid binding. The transcript is spliced from 13 exons. The coding region runs from base 1 to 2223 and encodes 740 amino acids. Lineage: Eukaryota; Fungi; Basidiomycota; Agaricomycetes; Polyporales; Fibroporiaceae.
AUGACACACAAGUUCUCAGAGCCAUAUUCUGGCAAAAAUCCAGUUCCAAAGAUUGCUACCAAACUCACCUCCCUUGUCAAUCCGGAAAGGGCGACGGAUGCGAAAGCUGAGCAGCUACAAGACCGGUCUGGUCAGCGCCAGGAGAAAGAGACAGAGAAGAUCGCGCGGAGACUAGCCAAAGGCCAUGUAAUGCACACAACAGAUCCGACGACUGGCGAGGACUUGGACAUUCGAAAUGCAGACGAGGAGCCUGAUUUAAGCACAAAGGGCGAGAAUGUAUUGCGACACGAGUUCCCACCACCUGAUCUCGUGAAGCAUCAAAAAGUUGUGGUAGGAGUCACGUCAUCCAGUAUCGUUUGCAUAUGCGCCGCAUACACCGUAUUGUUCUUCCUCUCUGGUCUGCUUAACGCAUCUGCUUGGCUCUCUUUCCCACUAUUUCUGCUCCCGCCUUCACUCCUUGCAUAUGUACUCCAUUUUCGCAUGCAGAACAUAUCCCAAGGAGACUUUGAAGACCGUGCAUGGCAUACAGAGCGCAUCCGAGGGCUUCGCGCUGGAUCUGACCUAGAUGGAGACGGUCAGAUUGAGGAUGAAGAGCGUACACGCGAGAGCACUGAGUGGGUAAACUCCGUUUUGCGGGGUGUGUGGCCGAUCGUGAAUCCAGAUAUGUUCGCUGCAGUGUUGGAUAUGGUCGAGGAUAUAAUGCAGUCAUCUGCUCCCUCUUUUGUUCAUUCUGUUCGCAUCUCCGAUCUGGGACUUGGGUCAAAUGCAGCACGCAUAACGUCUAUUCGUUCCCUUCCAGACGCACAUUCUGGGAGUAAGGAUGCUAUAGCUGAGUCCCUCGAGAUAGAUUCUGAAGACAUGAGCCCCGAUGAUCGCGAAGCCCUUGACGGUGACCACGUCAAUCUCGAGAUUUCUUUUGCGUAUCGUGGACUACCCAGUGGUGGUUCUGCCGCAAGCAAAGCAAUGAACCUGCAUUUGUUGGUUGAAUUUUUCGUUGGAAUGAGGGGCAUACUUGGAUUUCGGUUUCCUGUCUGGGUGGAGGUCACAGGUGCUGUAGGCACCGCACGUGUGCGGCUGCAGCUUAUUCCUAGCCCACCUUUUAUGAAGAAAACAUUGGUGACAUUACUUGGUUUACCGCACAUCACAAUCUCUGCCACGCCUCUUAGUGAGAAGCUCCCGAACAUCAUGAACAUACCCUUCAUCUCCGGAUUCAUCUCCAGUGCCAUCAACACUGCCGCUGCGGAGUACGUUGCACCCAAGAGUUUGACAUUCGAUUUGCAAAGACUUAUGAGCGGCGAUGAUAUCAAGAAAGAUACUGACGCUAUUGGCGUACUUGUGGUGCAUAUCCAUCGUGCAACAGGUCUUGAGGGUGCUGAUAUUGAUGGUAGUUCAGACCCGUACAUGACUCUGACUUUCUCGCGGCUUGAAAAACCACUGUAUUCCACUCGGAUCAUUAAGGGUGAUUGUAAUCCUGUCUUUGAGGAGACUGCGGUAGUCUUGGUUGACACUAAUACUGUGAAAUUACGGGAGAAACUGAGUCUCCAGCUCUGGGACUCCGACCGUGUGAGCAUGGAUGACAUGCUCGGCUAUCAUGAAAUUGACAUCGUGAAUCUCAUGAGACAACGAGGCAAACCUAUCCGUCGUGUCUCUCGAUUGUCAAGUCCGGAUUCAAAACAACGCCCUGGUUCCGUAGAGUUCACAGUAGGGUAUUUCGGGAAGCUCCUACCCAAUCCAUCGUUGUCGACUGAUGGAUCAGAUCCCGGCAUUCCGGACGAUCUCAGAGACAAGCCAGAGUUUAAAGAAGCACGCGCCAUGGCUCUGAAUGAUCUAGAGGCGGCAGUGCUCACAACUCCUCCAGAUACAGCAUGGCCAUCGGGGAUAUUGAGCGUGCAAGUGCAUGAGAUUCGCGAUCUUGUCAUCAGACAAAGUGGAGCGGAGAGAACAGGGAAAGAUAGAGGUGGUGAGAAGGGUCAGGAAGAGGGAGGGGUGGCACGCGAAGAAGGGGAAGGGCUCCCAUCCUCUUAUUGCACCGUCUCCUUGAAUGAUGAGCUGGUCUACGAAACUCGCGUAAAACCCAUAACCAGUUCGCCCAUGUUCAAUGCGGGCACUGAGCGAUUCGUCAAGGAUUGGCGUAAAUCUCACGUCACAGUUACCGUUAAGGACUACCGCAUGCGAGAGAAUGAUGCUGUUCUUGGCGUCGUUUUCCUGAAGACCUAUUCGUAA